UUGUGCAAUGCAUGCCUGCGCUGCAGUUUGCAGGCCCCCCACCGCCCAUCCAUCAGCCUCCAUCCCUUCUUUUCCUCUUUCCUGCUUCAGGUCUCCAGUUUCCCGGUCCAGAGAAGGGACCUCUUGUCCAUCAAAGAGUUCCCCCUUGACAUGGCCCCAAACUCUUUCGAUGACCAGUACAAGUGCUGUGUGGAGAUGAUGGAGGCUGAGCUGGAGGAGCUGAACCGCACGGAAUUUGCCACCAACCGCGUCUACGCCGAGGCCUGGGAAAAGGCAGCCUCCGAGUGGCAGGAGAGAAAAUCUUCCGUCAUGGUGCCCGAUGGGCUCAAGCCAGAGCACGCCAUUGCGAUCAUGGCCUACACCCUGGCAGAGGAGAACUUAUAUAGGGACUUCAACAGGGCCGUGAGGGAAGCCGGGCGCACCAGAGACUUGUACCUCAACGACUUCCACUUCAAGACGUUUCACUUUCUCCUGACCAGAGCCCUCCACCUCCUCGGGACUACCUCUGCUCCGAGGUGCCAGAAAGUGUAUCGGGGGGUCAGAAAUAUCCAUUUCGUCCCCAAACACCUUGAGGACGCCCGUUUUGGACAAUUCACGUCCUCAUCGCUGAAAUAUGAGAUAGCCCAGGAGUUUGGCACAGACACCUCCUUCGCCAUCGAGACCUGCCACGGGGUCAACAUCGAGAACUUCUCUUUCUUCCCUGAGCAGAAGGAAGUUCUCAUCCCUCCCUUUGAGAAGUUCAAGGUGGCCAAUUUCACGAAGGCUCCGGAGAUGACCUUCAUCCAGCUUGUCUCGGCGGGAAACUACAGCCUCCACAAUUGUGUGUUUGUGAAAGGGGCCGGUCCGAGCCAUUUGUCGGCUAUGAAACAGACGCCUUUCCUGCUCUGGGGAGCCUUCCUGGCCGUCGUGGCCUUCAACAGUCCAGGAGUGCCCUGACCUCAGCUUCCAAAGCUCUCCUCUGGAUGCUUCCCCCAGCUGUUGCUCCUGGAAAACAUUAAAAAAAACAGCAGAAGUCUAGUGGGGGUGGGGGGGCAUUAAGAGGGAGUUGUAGUGCCACAAACAUAACAAGACAUUACACAACAAGAAGAAAAACAAAGAAACAAAAACAGAUAACAUAAAACUUCUAAACCAUUGUACCAAAACCGUGGAAGGGCCCCUCACCACAUCCAGACCAUCGCCCUUUCUCUUCCCAUCACAGAGUCCCCUUCUCCCUCCACAUCUGUAGCGAGUCUUUCUCUUUAUUAACACAUAACCAGUAAAUUCUCCCCAAAUAUCUGUAGAAAUAUGCCAUUUGAACAAUUCCUUCUUUGCUUUCAUAUUGCAUGCUAGUUUCUCAUUAAUACCUGUGGCACAUACUUCUUUAAAACAUUCUUUUAAUUGAAAACCAUACUGUAUUUUCCCAUACUUAGCUACCAUUAAUAUUAGAGCUGUUCGUAAGUCUGAAAUUAAUUCUUUAGUUAAUUACACUCACAUUGCUGCUUGUAAAAGAGAGAUAAAAGAGCUCUUUUUGGACAUACCUCUAAAUUUCGCUUACUUCUUCUUUUUCUGCCCAUAAGAACAAGUUGCCCGACUUUUAAUACAUGCUCCCAUUCCCAUCACAUAUGGCAUCCAAUGAUUCAUGUGCAGCCACAGAAGCUUUUGGGAGAAAUGUCGCUUUAGAGGGAUAACUUCUUCUCUUUCUCGCUGGGCGGCUUCCCUGUAGUUUGUCCUCAAGUUCCCUGAAACCCAGAGGAUCCUCACCUCUUUCCAUGCCUCAGGCUGCCUGCAGAAGCCACUGUUGUCCUAUCCCUUGCGUAGGGUCCCUACGGACAUACCAGAAGAUGGCCGAGGAUUUUCAGAGUUGUGGGCGACAGACCAGAGCCUUUUAUUCCAGAGUGCCUGCCUCUCAGCCCUCCAGGAACUGGUUUCAGCCACUUAGCUGAAAGCACCCAUUCGACAGCCAUGGAAUGUGACCUGCCUUGCUUGCAAAUGUUCUUGCUUAUGCUUUGAUAGAAUUGUGUCAAUAACAAUUUGGAUUGUAGCAAAGUUUGUUUUUAAGAGCCUGAGUGAGAGUUGUCUAAGAAAAUAGCCUUUUAUUAUAGAGAACUUGUUUUCUUGAAUAAGCGUCACUUUUAUG
Molecule: messenger RNA, 2116 nt
Organism: Pogona vitticeps (central bearded dragon)
Lineage: Eukaryota; Metazoa; Chordata; Lepidosauria; Squamata; Agamidae
Source: RefSeq, a predicted model, not a curated record